AUGUUCAAGAACACGUUUCAGUCAGGAUUUCUUUCAAUACUUUACAGUAUAGGUAGUAAACCUUUGCAAAUUUGGGAUAAAAAGGUCCGAAAUGGGCACAUAAAAAGGAUUACAGACAAUGAUAUACAAAGUCUGGUGCUGGAGAUUGUGGGCACUAAUGUAUCUACAACUUAUAUUACAUGCCCCGCUGAUCCAAAGAAGACUCUUGGCAUUAAAUUGCCAUUUUUGGUUAUGAUUAUUAAAAAUCUUAAAAAGUAUUUUACCUUUGAAGUUCAGGUGCUUGACGACAAAAAUGUUCGCAGAAGAUUCAGAGCCAGCAAUUAUCAAUCUACGACUAGAGUCAAACCAUUUAUUUGUACUAUGCCUAUGAGAUUGGAUGAAGGCUGGAAUCAAAUACAGUUUAAUUUAGCUGACUUUACCCGCAGAGCUUAUGGAACAAAUUACGUAGAGACACUGAGAGUACAAAUACAUGCUAACUGUAGGAUUAGACGAGUCUAUUUUUCUGAUAGGUUGUAUUCAGAAGACGAGUUACCAGCAGAAUUCAAACUGUUCCUGCCAAUACAGAACAAAGCUAAAACUGCAGUUGCUACUUAA
Molecule: messenger RNA, 594 nt
Organism: Leptosia nina
Lineage: Eukaryota; Metazoa; Arthropoda; Insecta; Lepidoptera; Pieridae
Source: the annotation of a GenBank genome assembly